Messenger RNA from Psylliodes chrysocephalus, 2415 nucleotides. NCBI's taxonomy places the organism in Eukaryota, Metazoa, Arthropoda, Insecta, Coleoptera, Chrysomelidae. The record is from the annotation of a GenBank genome assembly.
CACAUUAUCAUAAAUUAAUAUAUUUGAAAUUGUCCACAGUUUCACAAAAAUGUUUAAAUAUGUGGCUCUGCUAUUCGUGUUUUCACAUUUAAACGUAGAGAUAGAAGGACUAUGGGACCAAGACAUAAAUUGUCCUUUGAUAUGCACCUGCCAUCUGGAACAUCUUACAGAAACUGCGAUCUACAGAUUUAUGCAAAAAAGCAAAGAAAAACCCAUACCCGGAGAAAUUGGCAGUGUGGAAAAUAAUGAUAUACUUAACGAAGAAACCGUUGACACUGUGGAAAUUAUAGAAGAUCGUGGUCCAACAAUCAUUCGUUCAGCAAUAUGCAUCCUCCAGACAGAAACGGAUCCCUUAAACCUCAUCGAAACCUUGCCUAAAAACAUAGAAAGCCUAACAAUCAUUCAAGGUUACGAAUCAGGAAACAAAACAAUAAAAACCAGUUCACUAAAAAAAUUUGAACAGCUGGUAACGCUUGAACUGACUGGUGCCAAUCUUCAAAAUCAACCACUUUCGAGCCACCUAAUCUGCGAAAUAGAUGCAGCUGUUCCAGAAUUAAAAUAUCUAAAUUUAGAAAGAGUUUUGAUUAGAAAUUCCAAAGAAUAUGUCAUGAAAUUUUUAAACGAAGUUAGUGUAGAGAAUAUAACCUUCGAAUUUCCUCAAAAAUUUGAUAACAACCCACACGUCAUAACUUUAGUACAAAAAGAUACUAAAGAUGAAAUUGUAGUACCUUACGAAGUUUUUAAAAAAGAAAGAGAUGCCAACGGGGCUACUCCAAUAUUUAUUGGCUUUAAAAAAUUAUUAUUACUAAGAAUUAGUAAUUGUGAUUUACAUGAUGUCAAUUGGGAAAUGUUUGAUGGUCUUCACGAUCUUCUAUAUUUGAUUUUAGAGAAAAAUGGAUUGAAAUUUAUACCACCUUUUGCUUUUUACGGAACUCCUAAUCUUAACACACUUUCUUUAGCGCACAAUAACUUACUAGACAUUCAAUUAACUGAUUUAGCAGGGCUCUUGAAACUUGAAUACGUUGAUUUUAGUUUUAAUAACUUCACGCAACUAUCUGAAUUGUCAUUUCCACCAUUUCCAAAUCUAAAACUAGCCAAUUUCGCAAACAAUCCUAUAAGUGUUAUAUUUUCAAAUACUUUUGAAGUAAUGAACACUACUAAUUCUUUAAUAAUAGGUAGCGAUGCUAUUCCAUUAACUUUAGUAAAAAACUCACUCUUUGGGUUAGAACAAAUGCAAAAAUUAACUGUUAAUAACUUAAAGAUGGAACUGCUGAAAAGAGAUCUUUUUACCGGUAUGCCAAAGCUCGUUGAAUUGAUAAUGACAGGUAAUAUUAGAAGAAUUGAGUACGAUGCAUUCUUGGAAGUUAAACAGAUUAAAACCCUUGUUCUAAGUAAUUGUCAAAUAGUAAAUAUCUCUAUGGAUGGCUUUAUAGGCUUGACAAAGUUGCAAUAUUUGGAUUUAUCUAAAAAUUUGUUAGAAUACGUUCCUCCAGGUACUUUUGACCAUUUAAUUAAUAUUAGAGAACUUUAUUUAAACGGAAAUAAAUUCAAGCAGCUACCCAGAGAUAUAUUUUCAAAAAUCAUUCCAAAGUUAUUAAGGUUAAACGAAAAUCCUUGGCAUUGCUCUUGUGAAAUGAGUGACUGGAAACCAAUGAUAGUUAACAAAAUUAAACAAAGGAUUGUUCAACCAUGCGAAUUCUCAAAUGACAAAGGUAUUUCUUGCAAUAAAGAAAAUAGAUUUACUUUUAAAUAUAUAUACGAAAAUAAGAUAGCUCCUAAAUGUUCAGAACCUCAACAGUUUAUAAACUGGAGUGUAUUCCAUGCAAUGAGAAAAAUUUUAAGAUGCACAGAUUACAAACCUAAACUAAGAAAGCGUUUUAAAAACACUACUGAUAUUUACCAAAAGUCAACCGAUAUUAAAUCAACAACCCUAGCAACUUCUUUUAAUAAUUUAUCCAAGUUAGACAAACUUAAAUACAAAUUGAACAAACAUCAAUUAAUAAAUGAAAGAAGACUCAAACUAAAAAAUCAAUUAGAAACAGAAGACGUUAAUGUUACUAAUGAGAGUGAAAUUACCACUUCUGCAUCAAACCAAAUCCUUAAUUCACCUCAAUCGAGUAAAAAAAGCUUGAAGCACAGAAGGAUGAAGAAACGACUUAGAAAACUAAGACAAAAAAAAAGUGAAAUAAGUAAUGAAAUAUAAAAUGUUUUAAUUUUUUAUUAAUUUAUCAAUAGAGGUCAAGAUAAAUUCAUUUCGCUAAUGUGUUUUAGUUGAGAUGAAAUAUUUAAAACGAAAACAGUAUUUUUAAAUGUUUGUGCAAAUUGUAAUGAACAUUAUUUUGUGUAAAAUACAACUAUAAACAGAAAUUCGUUUGGGAUUUGUUAAUAUUUACUCAGUUUUGUAAUAAAACCGGU